AUGAUUUCGUUAACAAAUAUCUUCGAACCCCAGAAGUACAGAGACUUUAAGAAGCUGAUACGAUUAACAGCACUGGUGCUCAGAGCCGUGAAGAAUUUCAAAACUGAAACACGUGGUGAGGAACCGAAUGGCCUUUUGAGUAACGGAGAGUAUGCUCUCGAAGAAAUUCUAUGGAUCCGCGAAAUGCAACAGUCUGUAAUCAAGUCACAGAAAUUUAAGGAAUUGAAACAACAGCUAGAAUUGUACACAGAUGAAAGCAAGUUGCUCCGAUGUAAUGGAAGACUACAGAAUCUUACGAUUCCAUUUAACGCCAAGUUCCCCAUUUUCCUGCCAUCAGAUCAUGACCUAACCGUUCUUAUCAUUCGAGAUUGCCACAAUGAUGUGGAAAAACAAGAGGUGAAAGAGACAAUUGAAACUGGGGGAUAUCCUUAUGACUUGUACUACCUUCCCUGGUUAGAGGAGGUCUGGGUUCACGCGUGGACGAGCUCUACGUUUGACGUCAUCAGUACCGCGGGAAGUCUUAGGAAGACACAUACCGCCAUUAAAGCGCAUGUGCAACCGGGCUGGACACAUGGUUACAUGUACGCAGACCAGCAAAUAGCGGAUGGAAACUUAGGCUACGUAACACAUAUGUUCAACCCAGGUAUUCAUCAACUCGACUUGUCAUCUAAGACAUACAAAGACUUCGUGAAUGUAUCAAACUAUGGCUGUAGAGGAACUUUUAACUUUGCGUACAGCCCGGUCAACAAGCACGGCUUUUUUGACUGCAGGGGAUCCAAGACACUCCUGGAGCUUGACAUAGCUACUGAUCAAGUUGUCCGAAGCUAUAAUUUCACAGGACGUCCCUACGCUUCUAAAUACGGCCGGUACAUUGUAACCCUUUACAAAUCCGUCAACGAAUCAAUCAACCUUCUCCUCACCAGUGAAGUGGUCAUUCUUGUCGUUUCUGGUAAGGACAGCGCUCCAAUUCAAAAACCCACUGUGAAAAUCCCUGGAGGUGUCAGUCGACUAGUGUUCGACCCCAAGAUUCUCUCUGUUGCUUACAUCAGCCUCGUGUACCUUGAUAAGAUUGCAGUGUUGGAUCUGGAUUCUCUUCGAGUGAGCUACAUUGAUGGGGUCGGGAGUGUGCUGACGGCACCUGGUAUGCAUUCUGUGAGCCGUUCUCUGGUCGUAGCAGGGCCUUGGAUGGUAACACCAGCCACAGCUAAUAAUUCCGUCGCCGUAAUCAACAUAGCCAACCGUGAGCUAGAGGGCAUGGUGCAAGGGGUCGUCCAAGGCUUGCGCAUGAUUGCCGUGCGUCAAAAAGUUCCUGGUCCUUUAAACACUGCAGAGUUUAUUUAUUUUUCACCCCUUAAGCUGAUUAUUACCUUACUAUUUGCUUUACAAGUAACCGUUGGGUAAACCAACAAUUUUUCAUAACACCUUGGUAGUAUUAUGAAGGCCCGACCAAACGCACGCAACAUUUCAAUGCAACAUCUUGCAACAUUGUAGGAUCGUGUUAUUGGAUAUUGUGAAGGAACUGGCUAGCGCAUGCAGCAUCUUG
Molecule: messenger RNA, 1543 nt
Organism: Pocillopora damicornis (cauliflower coral)
Lineage: Eukaryota; Metazoa; Cnidaria; Anthozoa; Scleractinia; Pocilloporidae
Product: follistatin-related protein 5
Molecular function (GO): protein binding
Source: RefSeq, a predicted model, not a curated record